AUGUUCUUUCUCGUACGCGAAGCAUUAUCGCUACGCCAGAAAGUGGUGACCACACGUCAAUCCGUGAUUUUUCUCCAGCGAUGCAAGACGAAUGGGCUGAUUCCUAAGUUCAUUUCAAAUAAGAAAAUAGGUACUGCGUGCAAUCUUCCUGAGAAUCAUCCUAAGAUCUGUAAUAUUUAUCGAUCCAUCUUAGGAAUUGUAAUUAAGGAAAAACAGCAUGUAUUGUACUCAUCAUUGUUGAAAUGUAUUUCGAAAGAACAGGCCUGUCGUCGUCUUCUACCUGAACAAGUAUGGAGGAGGAUUGAAAGUGGAUCUAGAGCGAUCUGCGAUUCUAUUCGGUCUAGCGUCAGCUCGACCCUGCGCGUAAAGUACGAUAGACUUUUGGGUAUGGAGAGUGGAAACCAUUCCAACAAUGGAAGUAGUCCACGUAGACUCCACCGAGCAAUUGACACAACAGCUCCAAAUGCUGUUAAUAAUCAAGGGGCAAGAGUAACGGUACUCGACAACAUUCAUUUGUCCGAUAAUGUGUUGACUUUCUGA
Molecule: messenger RNA, 540 nt
Organism: Necator americanus (New World hookworm)
Lineage: Eukaryota; Metazoa; Nematoda; Chromadorea; Rhabditida; Ancylostomatidae
Exons: 1
Coding region: 1-540 (179 amino acids)
Source: RefSeq, a predicted model, not a curated record